This is a messenger RNA of Cantharellus anzutake, 1174 nucleotides long. Its product is annotated as kinase-like domain-containing protein. NCBI's taxonomy places the organism in Eukaryota, Fungi, Basidiomycota, Agaricomycetes, Cantharellales, Hydnaceae. Gene Ontology annotation, biological process: protein phosphorylation. The coding region runs from base 115 to 1128 and encodes 337 amino acids. Gene Ontology annotation, molecular function: protein serine/threonine kinase activity; ATP binding. The transcript has 6 exons. The record is from RefSeq and is a predicted model, not a curated record.
CCUCCAUCUCCAAAAAAAAGUAGGAAACGGAAGAGCUUUAUCUUGGAGGAAUCGGAGGAGAGUGAUUUGAGAUCGAAACGUCUGCGCCGUGCAUCCGAGCCACUCUACAAGAGUAUGCCAUGGGUAAACCCCAAAAUUGACUUACUCGAUGUCAUAUCACGCCCGAGUGAAGUCAAAUCCUACUCAACUUUCGAAGGGAAAAUGAUACCGAUAACAGUCAAGAAGCGCAUAUUGAGCUCGGAGUGUGAGCUUAUCAAAAUCGAGGAUGUUCCUGACACAGUGGAGGUCUUAGUCACAGAAGACUGGCGUGAUGGUCUGGAAUUGGCAAAAGCUGGUAAACCUUUUUAUGGAUCUGGGUACAUUGGGGAUGGGUUCUCAAAAAUCGCCAUAUAUGGUCGGGAAGGUGAACAUAGUUUAGCGCUUUGCAUCCCAAAGCAAUCAAAGCACACAGAAAAUGAGGUCAAGUACUACCUGGAAUGUGAGCUUCGUAUCACAGGAUUGGCUCAACAGUUUGCCAUAAGCUUCAUGGACUGUAUGAAUAAGGCUGUUCAAGACCGCACAAUUAGACGCAAUAAUUUCGUUAACAUUCGGUUUAACACCGAUGGAAUGUUCAUAGGGACUCUAGUCGGAAAAGCGCCAUCCAUUUCGUUGGAACCCGUUCUUCCAUAUGACACAUUUCUUGCUACCAAAUUCCUGCCUCACCCACCCCAAUCACGAGGAUUCCAAAAGUUCACUGGAUCCGCUGGUGAUGUUGAGCCAUCACUACGUCCAUCUGAGCAAAACACUAUGGAUGCAUUUCAACAUUAUACCUACAGGAUGUCUGGAGGAAAAUUCUUGAUCACCGACCUUCAAGGUAUCUGGAGUGACUCCGCUGACGUCAGUUGCUGGAUGCUUUUUGAUCCUCAAGGGCACUCAUCCGAGUUCAGGUCGGAUGGCACGAAUUCCGGACUGGGAUAUUUUGAUGAAGGAGUCCGGGCAAUGAAUGACUAUCUCAGCAGACAUAAAUGUAAUAAGAUUUGUACUCUCAUUGGUUUGGAUGCUGACUCGGAAAGCGACGAUGGCAGUGGAAAGAAUGGGCUAGACUCUAGCGCAAAAUUUGGGGAUACCAAUGAAGAGGAUGAGGAUUAGUAGAUACGCAAACUACUUAUGUCAUAUUCAUCCUGUUCCAUAUUUA